AUGUCUAUGUUUGAAAACGAAGAUCCAUGUGAUUCGGAGAACGCCAUUUUGUUGCCCAGUUUAAAGACCUGUCUGGUGUACAACAACCGAGCAAAAACAUGGAUCGAGGCGGCCCAGGAAUGUGAACGCUCUGGGGGGAGUCUGUACAGAUUAGAAGAUGGCCGGCUACAGAUGGAGAAAAACGUCAGGGAUUGUUUGGGCUCUCAUCCCCAAGGAGCAACUGACAUGGCUUUCUGGAUCGGUGCUAUCGGAACCUGGACACCCCAAUGGUAUUGGGUAAAUGGUUCGUAUUUAAGUCCACUGGAUACAUGUGCCGUAAACACUACCGGCCUGACAUCACCCAACUCAAGAGAUAUUUGUAGUAAAUACCUUAGUAUUGAUCACUGUGUGGCCACAUGCAGGUCGGACGGAGCAAAAUAUUCUGUUGUUACGAAUCAACAAACGUUUCCAUGUUGUUGGUGUAGCAACCGGUCUCCGGAGUACCCUAAAGUAUGUUCGUCUGAGAGAGUUACAUUCGGUCAGACCGCCCAGAGACCCAUCUGGGUUUAUAACACAUUUUCACAAACAGAUCUUGGAAUAAUCCUAGAUUCAUCAGAGAUUUUCACCACAUCAGAAACAUUGUGUGGAGUUAUAGAUGAUAAAACUGCUGUUAGACGAGAGCUAUCCAGUGAACCCUGUUUUACCAAAAACCCUUUUAUCUGUGAUCUGGGAACAGCCUAUAGACCAUGCCAACUGUUGAUCAAUGAUCACUGUAUGUAUAUCGGCGAGGACAAAUUAAAUUGGGCUGAGGCUCGGGCUGUGUGUCGAGUAAUGGGAGGUGAUUUGGUUCUAACAGUAAAGGAUAUUGACGUCAUAAACCAGUUUAAGCCUCUUAUUAAAGGUAGUCACUGGGUUGGAGCCACUAAUUAUUACUGGAAUUUUGAGCCAUUGAGUAAUGUGUUUGGAGGCAGCCCGGAUUAUGAGAGUAUCGCCUGUGGUCAUAUGCACAAUGACCAGGCUAAUGGCGACUGGGAUUGGAGUGAUGCUAAGUGUGAUACAACAAAACCUUUCGUCUGUCAGUACAGACCGAAGACUAAUGUAGCAUCAGUUUCAUCACCAUUCGUCUGUCCCUGGCCAAUACGUGUGGGUAGAAUCACCAAUGGACCCUUUGUCGAUAUCACCACUGGCCCGCCCAUUGGUAUUUUACCCAAUGACACUGCUGUAUCUUAUGUUGGCUCUGGUGGAUCGACGUUUCCACUAGCUGCUAUAAUAGCUGCCAGCAUCAUGGCUCUGUUGAUUUUAACCUGUGCCAUCUUGACUAUUGGUUUCAGUCGUCGAAGGAAAAGGUUUGUCUCGAACAUGAGAAAAAGUUUCAAGAGCGAUGGUUUUUGGGCCAUCUCUAAAGCACCGAGACAUUAUUUCCAGUUAUGGAACACUCCGUAUAGUGUUUACUCAGAUAGAAAAUCCGAUAUCGACGUCGAUUCCUUAUCCACGAUCCAUACCGGCGUCUUUAACGAAGGUAGCGUCUCCGGAUAUGGUUACGGAUACGACGAACAUGGACGACCUGUUUACAUGAUGGACGGAGGCGAUUACAUAUACGGCAAGAUAAAUCGAACGCAUAGUGAACGUUCGAAUAUUCAACCCCACGUUCUUAGAGAUCCAAUACAGGAAGUUGAUGAAAAUGAAGAAACGGAAGUGAAGACGAAUCUGACAAACAUGUCCUCCAUGCACAGUAUGACGUCAUUGAAUCCCAAAGAAUACAUGACUUUGGCAGCCAUGAUGAAUUUUGGUGACGAGCAGAUCACUGGUAAAUCGACUCUACGGAAUCGACCGGAAGUAGCCUUGGUUACAAGCGAUGUUGAUCUGAAUUUCACGGUAAAUCAUGCCUUGCCCAAGAAAAGAACAUUUAGUAACGCCAGUGAGCGAACCCUAGAAGAAAUUGAAUUGCCAAGGGGGACAACUGUCGAACUUCCGACUAAAAUGAAACAAGAAGAUGACGUACUUUACUGA
Lottia gigantea (owl limpet) is the source of this 1989-nucleotide messenger RNA. RefSeq lists its product as hypothetical. The record is from RefSeq and is a predicted model, not a curated record. The transcript has 10 exons. Gene Ontology annotation, molecular function: carbohydrate binding. Gene Ontology annotation, cellular component: external side of plasma membrane. Gene Ontology annotation, biological process: biological process involved in interspecies interaction between organisms. Bases 1 to 1989 code for a protein of 662 amino acids. Lineage: Eukaryota; Metazoa; Mollusca; Gastropoda; Lottiidae.